AUGUGUCUAAAUAGAGGCAAACUGCAUGGAUUUCUUGUUACCUCAAAAGAUGCCUACUCCUUGUCAUUCCACCAAGCCCCGAUAUUGUGGAGCUCCUCCCAAUCACUUCUUCAAGUCUUGAAAAAGCAGAAUACUCCAGGAUUCUUAUGGAAAGACCAAAUUAAACCUUUACAUAAUGAAAUAAGUGCUCUAGUAAAUUCGAUACCACGGAAUGAUGAAUUUGCUAAAGUUAUAGUGCAAAGUAUACCAAAAGAAGCCAGAGAAAGAGGUGUCUGUCCUGAAGAAUCUCUCAAAAAAAGAUUUCGCGAUGUGCAAAAACUAGCAAUGAAAUUAGAUUUAGUACCAGCGGAAGGAGGAUCUCUUUUAGUGUAUAUUUUGUCGUACCUUCAAUCACUUCUCGUGAUACAAUCUGCUGUUCGUAUACCACAAUCGGAAUUAGAUGAUGACGAAGUAAACUUCAGUCAGUUGACUACCCAUGAAGUUUUGUAUAGAGCAAAGUUUUGGCUUGACAGAGACAAUUUAUUGCAAGCCCUAAAAUAUGUUAAUCUUCUAAAAGGAGCAUCAAGAUCAGUCGCAAAACGGUGGAUGCACGAAGCCAAAAUAUUUUUGGAAACUCGACAAGCGGCUAACAUUUUAAUGGCCCAUGCAUCAGCUGCCAAUUUGAAGAAAAUGUGGUUUGUCAAAUGA
Ceutorhynchus assimilis (cabbage seed weevil) is the source of this 687-nucleotide messenger RNA. Lineage: Eukaryota; Metazoa; Arthropoda; Insecta; Coleoptera; Curculionidae. The record is from the annotation of a GenBank genome assembly.